CGCCUUGACCGCGAAAAACAAAAGGGAAAAGAAAAGAAAAGAAAAAGAAACCGCGCGGCACCAAACAAGGAGGGAGAGGGAAGAGGGUGAGGAGGAAGAGAGGAGAGAGAAACCCUAAUCGAAAUGGGCAAGCUCCUCUGCGACCCCUCCGCCGCCGCCGUCGCCGAGGCCCUGCCGCCGUCCCCCGCCCCGGCCCCGCCGCCGCCGCUCCUCGCCUGGCCCUCCCCGGGCCCCGCCCUCGAGGCCUCCACCGCGCCCGCGGGCUGGGACGCCGUCUGGGCGCUCGAGGACCAGCAGCGCCGCCGCCUGCUCCGGAUCUGGGAGCGGGGCGUCGCGUGGAAGCCCUCCCCGCCGGGCGGCGAGGAGGCGGCGCCGGCGCCCGUGGUCUUCCGCCUCGACCACGGCGGGGAGGUCGACGCCGACGGCAACUGCCUCUUCACCGCCGCGCGGACGGCCGCCGCCGCCAAGGCCGACGCGCGCGAGCUCCGGCACCGCGCCGUGCGCCGGUUCGCCGAGGUCUACGCCGCGGCGGGGGAGGACGACAGGGGCGCCGUUGACGCGGCCGUGGGGCACCUCUACGCGCCGGAUCUCAAGGCUGGGUGGGGCGUCCACGUCGUGCAGGAGAUCAAGGUGCUCGCGCCCAAGGCCCAGCGCGACGCGCUCGACGCGGCAAUCCAGGAGCUCGUCGAUCUUGGCAUCCAGAGGGAAAUUGCAGCUGAAACUAUCUACAAGGAGAGAUGUAUCGCUGUAAACAAUGGAGAAAGUUGGGCCAAGUAUAUGUCCAUUUCUGGUUCCGCAGAGGAUGAGCAUGACAUUAUCACCCUGCAGUACACAGAAGAGGGCUUACUAACAAUCGAUGAGAACAGGGAUGGCCGCGCAGCUGCAUUUGGUGAUGAUAUUGCCAUUGAGUGCCUGGCAAACGAGUUCAAGAGAGAAGUUUAUGUGGUGCAAGCUCAUGGAUCAGAUGCAAUGAUUGAUGAGGACAAUUGUGUCUUCUUCCUCCCACAUCGUCCUAGAGGAGAAAUUUGUGGACCACCAAUUUUUCUAUUCAUGAAAGGAACAGCCUGGUGCGGUGCUGGUGCAGACCAUUACGAGCCUUUGAUUGCCACUGUCCUUCAGCAUGUUACUCCAGACAAGGCAGCUGUUGUACUUUGAGGAUGACUGUGGCUUUUUUCCUUAGUUUUUAGUCAGCAGUGGAGUUGAGACAAUUUUGUUAUUGGAGCUAGAGGUGCUGAAUUGAGGAGCAACAUCUUGCCCAAGAGAGGAGAGAUAUGAGUAUCUGACUGUGUUGCAGGGUCUUGCCUGCUUCUGAAUCUUUGUACCAUGAUUCGCUUUGUAUUGUGAUUUUGUUGUUGUUGUAUGUUUAUGAAUAUGUUCUGACUAGUGAGGAUAUUCAGAGAGUGGUAGAAUACCGGAUCUAGAUUUUUUGGGGUCUGAUGUUGUUUGCCAUUGUCAGCCGGCAUUUUUGUAUUACCUCUUUUGAGGAUUGUUUUUGUUGCCUGAGUUUAGGGAAUCAUUAUUGGACAUUUGGAAUGGAAUCAAUUCCUUUUUGGUGUUUAA
Panicum virgatum (switchgrass) is the source of this 1560-nucleotide messenger RNA. RefSeq lists its product as uncharacterized. The record is from RefSeq and is a predicted model, not a curated record. Bases 124 to 1155 code for a protein of 343 amino acids. The transcript has 4 exons. Lineage: Eukaryota; Viridiplantae; Streptophyta; Magnoliopsida; Poales; Poaceae.